AUGAAUUCUUCAAUGGAUAAGAGCACAGAAAAUAGUUCAUCAGUAUCCAUGCUCAAUCCUCCAACGAAAUCUCGUCGUGGUCGUAAACGUGUUACUGAUCCAGUCCUAGCUACACAAUUAAAACAACACCGUCGUUCACGUGCGAACGAUCGUGAACGAACACGCAUGCGCUUGCUCAAUGAAGCUCUUGAACAUUUACGGACCAUACUUCCUAUGGAUUCAUCUUGCUACUAUUCUUCAACGGAUCUAUCAGCGCAUCAUAGUCCAAUGAUGGAAGACAAGUUAACUAAAAUUGAAACACUCCGAACAGCUUCAGCAUAUAUUCGCCUUUUAACUGAUCUACUCGAUGAUAGCGACCAUUCAUCAACAACAUCAAAUCAAUGUUCGUAUCCUUCGUCUGAUCAUUCACAACAAAUGUACCAACAUUCGCCACACUUCGCGUGUCCACCAGCAUAUUCUUAUUAUCAUUCCUACUACUAA
Molecule: messenger RNA, 480 nt
Organism: Adineta ricciae
Lineage: Eukaryota; Metazoa; Rotifera; Eurotatoria; Adinetida; Adinetidae
Source: the annotation of a GenBank genome assembly